Nerophis lumbriciformis (worm pipefish) is the source of this 2203-nucleotide messenger RNA. It is a transcript of the gene dpp7, whose product is annotated as dipeptidyl-peptidase 7. Gene Ontology annotation, molecular function: serine-type exopeptidase activity; dipeptidyl-peptidase activity. Gene Ontology annotation, cellular component: vesicle. The record is from RefSeq and is a predicted model, not a curated record. NCBI's taxonomy places the organism in Eukaryota, Metazoa, Chordata, Actinopteri, Syngnathiformes, Syngnathidae. Gene Ontology annotation, biological process: proteolysis.
CUUUCAUGCCUCAGCGCGUUAAGCGAGAGUUCUGUCGCACUCUGGACAUGACUGAAAUGAAGUCAAUUUUUUUAACCCUAAUAUUAUUUAACUUUUUCUCCACCAAACUCCUUCAAGCCCCGUCACAAAACCAAGUUCCGACAGGAAAACAUGGAUACCAGCUCAAUUUCAAAGAGAAGUAUUUCACGCAGAGUCUUGACCACUUCAACUUCAACGCCAUGGGGAAUGGGACAUUUCUUCAACGAUACCUAAUCACUGAUUCAUACUGGAAGACUGGAUAUGGUCCCAUUUUUUUCUACACUGGCAAUGAAGGAGACGUCUGGGAAUUUGCCCUCAAUACAGGCUUUCUAAUUGAAUUGGCUGCUCAACAGGAAGCCUUGGUCAUAUUUGCCGAACAUAGGUACUAUGGCAAGUCUCUCCCUUUUGGCAAUGAUUCCUUCAACCUUGAAAAGAUUGGCCUGUUGACAGUGGAACAGGCAAUUGCUGAUUACGCCAUCAUGAUCAGUGUGUUGAAACAUCAGCUGGGAGCCACAGAUUGCCCUGUCAUUGUGUUUGGUGGAAGUUAUGGCGGAAUGCUGUCCGUCUAUAUGAGAAUAAAGUACCCAAACAUUGUGGCGGGAGCUCUCGCUGCCAGUGCUCCCAUACUGUCAGUUGCUGGGCUGAGUGAUACUGGGCAGUUCUUUAGAGAUGUCACAAAAGAUUUUGAGAGCAUCGCCCCAGAAUGCAGAGAUGCUGUCAAAGAAGCUUUUCAUCAGCUUAAAACAUUAGGUGAACUGCAAGAUUACAUGGAAAUCCAGUCUGCAUUCACCCUGUGUAAGCGUCCAUCAUCUGCAGAGGACAUUUACCAGUUAAAUGGCCUGCUUCGGAACGCAUUCACGCUGAUGGCAAUGUUGGAUUAUCCUUACAGUACCCACUUCAUGGGCAACAUGCCUGCCAACCCUGUCAAGGUCGCUUGUGAUACUAUGCUUAGUGGAGCUGACCUUCUGGCUAAUCUGAGGAAUACUGCAGGGAUUGUGUAUAACGCAAGUGGCUUGCUGACAUGUUUUGAUCUUAACAGCCUGUUUGUUAUGUGUGCUGAUCCUACUGGCUGUGGACUUGGCUUCAACAGCAUGGCCUGGGAUUACCAGGCAUGCACAGAGAUAAAUCUCUGUUAUGAGAGCAACAACAUCACAGACAUGUUCCCUGCAAUGACCUUCACAGAAAAAAAACGCAUGCAAUACUGCUCCAAACAUUGGGGUGUGAUCCCGAGACCAGACUGGCUUAAAACGCAGUUUUGGGGGGAUGCUCUCUCCACAGCCAGCAAUAUCAUUUUCUCCAAUGGAGAUCUGGACCCAUGGGCAAAUGGAGGGGUGCGAAAGUCUCUGAGUUCAUCACUGAUAGCUAUCAACAUUUCUGAGGGAGCCCAUCAUCUAGAUUUGAGAGGGACCAAUGAUGCUGAUCCGGCAUCAGUAAUCAAAGCCAGGAAGACUGAGGCAGACAUCAUCAGACAGUGGGUGAAGACAGAGAGGACAAUGAAAAUCAAACAUUCACCUUAAUGUAUUGAAUUGCAUCCGGACAGUAUUCACAGCGCUGCACCUGCUCACUGUAAAAGACAAAGCUGCAAGAUGAAUAGCAAAAAUAACGAUCAUCUUCAUCUACAGUGCUGGUCUGCAGCAGUUGUUAAGGGUGGGCUCUUACCAUGGAUUAGACUUUGACAUUAAAUACACUCAUCAUUAGAUAGGAUAAAAAACUAACUUUCCCUGACUUCAUACUGUCAUGCAACAUCCUUAAUGUCUGUAAAGUAACCAAAUAUCUGGGACAUUACAUAUCCUGUGACCUAUCAGAUGAUAGAGACAUGUACAGGUAGCGUUGUAUGCAAUAUGCACAAGACAUGUUUGCUCUUAAGUUUCCCAUGUGCUCAGUACCUGUCAAAACUUCACAUUUUAAACUAUUUAGUAACUGUAUACUGCCCACUUGUGGCAGAAAUAAACUCCAUGCGGCAUACAUAAUUUCUUCCAUAAUUUCAUGUACACUUGUGCGUAGGCUAGUGUGAUAUUAUAUGCACUCUGACCAACCCUGUUCAAAGCUUGGUUAGGCACUUCUCCAUUCUUUAGAAACACUGCGUCUUUGCUUUUAUGGCAUUAGAUGAACAUGUGUGUGUCUUGCUUGUUUUGUGUCCAGAAUAAAGUCUGAAGAUUAUCAGGAUAAACAACAUGCAACACAA